AUGGGGUCUUUGAGUGGGAAGCUGCGGCGGCAAGUUGCGCAGUCGCUGCACAAGGAGUUCACUGGCUGCAGCAACUUGCUGCUGCAGCUGACGCGCUGUUUGCUGCUGCUGUUUUCGGAUGCAGCAGCGCGCUCGCACCUGCAGCCCCUGGCUCUGGACUGCAUCAGGUGCCUCGCUGCGCUGGGCGACGUUGCUGCAGUGCUGCGCUGCCUCUGCAGCUGGGGGCUGGGGGGCGCGGAGUUUCAAGGGGCUGAGGGUUUGCUGCUGCAGGCUCUGGAUGUUGUGAAUGAGCGGCUCGUUAGAAAAAGACAAAAGAAACAGGCGAUAGAAGGCGUGAGCGCAGAGAGCGCCACUGCCUUCUGCUGCCUCCUUCUCCAGUCUGCUGCUUCUGUUUUGGCGCUGCCAGUUACUGAAGACUUUGUGGGCGAGGAGCUUCUCGCGCUUCAACUCCUCGUCGCCGGCCUCCUGAAGAACUUUGUAGAGAACUGCGGAGAUUACGUGCUGCGGCACUUUGAGCCGGAGGUGCUGGGGGCUUUGCUGCGCAGCGGUAUUCUGCGGGUGGCGAUGCACCCCUCUGUGCGGGUUGCCUGCCACGGGAUAGCAGCAGCUGCUGCACUUCUUCGCAGGCUGGUGAGUCUGAGUGCUGCAGAGGAGGCGCCGCAGCAGCAGCAGCAGCAGCAGCAGCUGCCGCAGUGGCUCGACACCAGGGCGCUGCUAUCGGUCUCCUUCGUCCGCUGCCUCCGCAUGGGAGACCCCCAGAUUGUCAAGCUGCUGCAGCCUGCUGCUGCUGCUGCUCUCAACUCGGUGGCUGCGCGGCUGCUGGAGACUGUGGGCGACAGCGCAGCAGCAGCAGCAGCAGCAGCAGUGGGGGCGCUCGCGGCGCGGCGGCAGGCGCUGCAGCAAAAGCUCCUCGCCCAGCAGCAGCAGCAGCAGCAGCAGCAGCAAGACGAGCAGGAGGCGCGGCGCAUGAGCAACAAAAGAAAAGAAAUGCUGGCUCAGCUGCGGGCUUUGGAAGCAUCUUUAAGGGCCCUUGAGGCGCUGCAGCUGCUGCCGCUCCCCUGCACGGCAAACUGGGUCCAAACUGUCGCGAUGUACGCUGAGGCGGAAGAUGCCGUCGCUAGGGACUCGACAGAUAAUUUCCCAGCGCGCUUUGCCGGCCUAAAGUCUUCAGCGCUUUUGGGCCUCACGACGCUCGUUGGACUUUCUCCCGCCGCUGCCGAGGCCACGACUGCGUGGACAGAAGAAGUCUGCAGCCAGCUGCUGGAGUCCCCUUUGCUGCUGCACCGGCAGGGGUCGCCGGACUCGCUGCUGCUGCUGGUGCUGCAGGCAGCAGCAGCAGGAAAGCAGUACGAACUUGCAGACAAGAACCAGCCCUCUCUAUUCCCUUCUUGCAUUCUGCUAGACGGCUGCUGCUCCUUCGUGGAGGCGCAGGUGCAACGGCUGAAGAGCGCAUGCUUGACAGCAGCAGCAGCGCAGCAAGGCAGCGCAGCAGCAGCAACUGCUGCUGUCACAGCCUGGCUGCUGCCGCAAAACGCAGUCGACUCUCCCUGGCUGCUGCGGCUCUGUGGGGUCUUCGGGGGCCUCGUGAGGAUUCCGCUGUUUGAUGCUGCUCGUGCUGCUGCUGCUGUUGCGGUUGCGGAGCGCGCCAAGGCAGCAGCAGCAGCAGCGCGCAGCGCCGAAGCAGCGGCAGCAACCUUCAGCAGCAGCGGCGUUUCUCUCCACGACUACUUUCUAGAAAUCCGAAGACUCGAAUUUGUUUCUGGAGCUUCUUAUCUUCUCAACUACUCGCCGCCGCUGGACAUCAAAAGCAUCCUCGACCUGCUCUUCCACCACAUCCUGUCGAGCGAGAACGCAGCGUCUCACGUAGAAAACGUGUGGGCCUACCCGCUGACAGCCCCGCAGCAAAUUCACCUUUGCCGCCGCCGGGCGCUGCAGACUCUCAUCUCCAUAUCAAGUGCUGGCUCUGAGGGGCUGCAGCAGUACCUGCCGCUGCUGCUGCAGCACAUUCAGAAGAAGAUGCAGGACGCAGCAACUGAGCAGCAGCUGCUGCAGUCGGAGCGGGGGCUGCUGAUGGAAGCCUUUGUGUCUCUGGUGUCUGCGACGGGGAACUACGCGCUGCAGCAGCGGCACACGCUGCCGCUGAUCGAGCCGUUUGCUGCUGCGCUGCGGGGGCUGCUGGGCGAAGUGGAGCAGCAGAAGCAGCAGCUGCUGCAGCGAGACCCAGACGGCGGGGCCUCAGCAGCUUUGCUGCCGCCCACCACGGGCCUUUUGUUUUACCUUUUUGGAGAUGUCCGCAGACAGCAGACGCAGCAGGAAGAAGAGGAAGCAGCCAAACGCAG
Molecule: messenger RNA, 2339 nt
Organism: Eimeria tenella
Lineage: Eukaryota; Apicomplexa; Conoidasida; Eucoccidiorida; Eimeriidae
Exons: 10
Source: RefSeq, a predicted model, not a curated record